AUGGACUUCGCUACUGGCCCAACAUUUCCUCUCGAGAACCCGGCUAACGUUGAGCAGUUGAGGAGGCCAGUACCGCGAGCUCAGACGAGGAGCUUGGGCAACAAUGGUCGAGAUGUUUUGAGAAGGGAGAUAACGAAGAGGCUGAGAGCAUUCCCACAUCUGCGGGUACGUUUCGCGACAGUACCACAAUUGCAUCAAAUCGCGGAGGAUGUUGGCAUAGGGGAGAUAGCGGCAGCAAUUUCAGAGGCUGACCAGGCGCAUCGGAGAUGGAGGAAACAGAAGGUGCCGUAUUUUGGCGGACUCCAAGCCGUGCGGAAGGAGAUAAGUUAUGCUCCACCCGAGCCGCCAGCACUUGAUACAUGCCGAUUGUCGUUGCCUAUCCCUUCGGUAGAUAGGCCUCAUCUAGUCACGGCUGUUGUGGCCACUGGCGUUCACAAAAUGUGCGCCGGUGAGACUCGGCCGGUGGUCUGUGCAGGAUCGCAACUGGACCCUGGUUCGCCGGAUGGUUUCGACGUGACUAUGAUACCGCAACCUGUGAGCUGA
This is a messenger RNA of Perkinsus marinus ATCC 50983, 543 nucleotides long. RefSeq lists its product as hypothetical. NCBI's taxonomy places the organism in Eukaryota, Perkinsozoa, Perkinsida, Perkinsidae. Bases 1 to 543 code for a protein of 180 amino acids. The transcript has 4 exons. The record is from RefSeq and is a predicted model, not a curated record.